AUGUCCUUCCUCUCCUUCACACCUGCGCUGCGCCGCCUGACCGGUGUGGCUGUGCCGCAGGCUGGCCGCUGCCUUGUUGGAGCACAGGCGCGGCAGCAGCGAUGGGUGGCUCGAAGCUUCUCCAGCAAGGUGGCGGUGAUCCAAGACCAGCAGAUCCCCAAGGACGAGGCCAUGAAAGCCUUGUCCGGAAAAGGAUUCGAUGUCUCCUGGUCGCUGGCGGAGCCUUCGGAUGCCUGGGCCAUCGUGACGGCCCGGGGGAUGCGGAGGGUGCAGGGGCUGCAGGAGUUCGCGAAUGUCGAAUUUGCCCGCCGCGGUGCGCAUGAUGCGCGACCAGAACGCCCCGGCAAAGAGGCCAUUGGAACCAACCAAUGGACGCCUUUCCCGCUGGAAGCGGCGGUGAAGCCACGCUUGGAGGCUGGUGGAAUGCCCCUGGCCUAUGCGCAUGCCCUCGCCAGCGGGGCGAUGUUUCCCCGCCCUGGUCUUCUUCCAGCCGCCGCCCUCACCCCCGGCCCCGUCCUCGCUGCGCAAACCGCCGCGGGUCUCGCCACCGCUCCUGGCCUAGCGGGUCUCGCCACGCUGGCGGCUGCGGCCUCGAAAGCAGCUCCCGCAGCGGGGCUCACGGCGCCCGCAGUACUCCCCGCAGCGCUCGCCAGCGCCAGCAGCGCGCGGCCGGCGGCGGCCGCGGCGGCGAGUGCGACGCUGCCGGCAGCGUUGAGCGCGGCAUCGGUGCCGCAGAGGGAUCCGCAGGAGGUGAAGCAGGCCUUGAUCCACUAUGGCUGCGUGAUCCCCAAGGAGGCGGGUAUCCGCGACCUGCAAAUGCAGCUGACAGACUUCGAGAUGCAUUUGAAGCGUGCGGAGGCCACCAAGAAGAUCCGCCGGCACUCGGACCAGGCCAUCCUCGCAUGCUACAAGGACGGCUAUUCACCUGGCCACGAGGCUCUUGUGAAGAUGCUCGAGUCUGGUAUUGAUCCCGAUACUCCAUCCACAGGAACGCAGUCGGGCUUCGUGGUGGGAAUGACGCCAAUCCUUGCAGCCGCCUCAUGGGGAAAGGUGGAUGACAUCCGACUUCUCAUCGCGGCGGGUGCCGAUAUGACGGCCAGGUCGCCCAACAUUGGCCACACAGUGCUUCACAUCGCCGCGUCCGCCUCGGUGGACACCGGCGGCGUGGAUCGAAUCCAUGCGAUGCUUCGGAUGAUCAUUGAUGCAGAUCCCUCGCUUUUAGCUGCCAAGAAUGGCAUGGGCAAGACGCCGGCAGAGUGGGCGAAGCACGAGAAGAAGCGCCACCACUCGGCCUUCUUGUCGAGCUAUGUGGGCGGCGACGAUUUGGUGAUCGAAUCGUCAGGUCGACUGGCUGAAGUGGUGACGAAUCCUGUGACCAAGGAGGUACUGGACAAGCAUCCCAAGUGCAAGCUGGUGGCCGUCUCCUUUACUGGCUUCAACCACGUGGACCUCGAGGCGUGCAAGGAGAGGGGCAUCUCUGUGGUGAACGUGCCCGCCUACUCCACAGACUCCGUGGCGGAGCUCUCGGUGGGCUUGGCUUUGGCAGUCUAUCGGGAGAUCCCGGCCGGAGAGAGGACGCUGCGCGCGGGCGGUUGGGUGCAUUCCUCCGGUGGCAUGGAGAUCCGGGACAAGGUGGUUGGCAUCGUUGGACUUGGAGACAUCGGCUUGAGGACGGCGGAGCUCUUCAAGGCCUUUGGCCCCUCCGAAAUCCUCGGAUGGUCCCGGCGGCCGAAGGCGGCCUUUGAGACGUUGGGGAAGCAAGUGCCCAUCGAGGAGCUCUUUGAAAAGUCCGACAUCGUCUCCUUGCACGUAGCGCUGAAUGCCGAGACCCAGGGCAUCAUCGGCCGGUCCUUGAUGGAACGAUUGCGACCGGAGUCGGUUCUCAUCAACGUGGCCCGCGGCGGCGUGUGCGAUCAACCGGCUCUGGCGGACUUGCUCUGCCAGAAGCGCUUCCGCGCAGGCCUGGAUGUCUUCGCCACGGAGCCCAUUCCCGCGGACGACCCCAUCCUCAAGGUGCCAGCAGACCAGGCUGUGAUGAUCCCUCACGUCGCGUACCAGGUGGAAGCCUUGCGGCGGAGAAUGGAGAUCACAGCCACCAACAUCAAGCUCUUCGCAGAUGGGCCUGACAGCCCCAGAGAACGCGGCGAUAUGAUGCGCGCUUCAUCCAUCGACGAUGCGGCGCACCAGGGGGGGCCGUGGCUGGACCAGGGCAACCGCGCAACGUGGUGCUCGAUGCAAAGUGAGGUUGAGACCUUGGGCCGCGGUGCCCGUGGGCCGGUCGUGAGCAUCCGCCGCGCCGAUGGGCGAGGCCCCAUCUCGGCACUGAAGCGAUCCACUCACCAUGAGGUGGAAGCAUUGAAGGCGCUGAGCAAUUGUAGGAACAUUGUGGAACUGGAAGAGAUCUUCCUCUGCAGCGGUCAGGUGUUGGCCCGACUGGAGUGCAUGGAGGGUGGAUCCUUUCGAUCCUACCUACGGGCCCGACCGCCUGGACGGGUGUCUGAGGACGUGGUCCGCUAUGUGGUGGGACAAGUCCUUGAAGGUUUGCAGGACAUGCACCAAAGUGGGUGGAUGCAUCGCGACGUGAAGGCGGAGAACAUUGGCCUGGGCUGUGAGCUCUCCAGUUGGGGCUAUCGCGACUGCACGGUGAAGCUCCUGGACUUCGACGUGGCCGUGGAGGUCGGCUGCGGCGGGCUCUCCGAGGUCAUUGGUACCGUGGAGAACAUGGCGCCGGAGGUCUUUAAGGGCUCCUACAAUGAGCUGGCUGACAUCUGGAGUGUGGGAAUCAUCACCUACGAGGCACUCUAUGGCUACCGGCCUUUCAACGAUGCCAAUGUGGAUCGCAUUGAAGAGAUGGUCCGGAACUGGCAGAGGUACUUGUUGUUUCCCUUUGACGCAGCUGAGCUGCCUGCCCACUUCAUCCGCCUGAUGUUGGCGGAUCCCGAGGAGCGGGCAGCUGCCGGUACGGUGCGACACCACCGGUGGUUGAGACCAGGUCACAUUGAGAGCGAGUUACCUGCCACCGGAUCGGGCUUCCCCAACUCGUACCGGCAUCAUCCCAGCUCCAAGUCGGAGGGUUCCAAGGUGAAGCUUCACGAGGCCAACUGCCGUUCGCGCUCAGUGAAGGUUUCCACUGUGAAGCUCUUGGAGGGCUUGCGAGACGAGCCAAAGGAUGAGAUCGAGACGUCCUUCACCGAAUGGGAUCAGGACUCACCCAGUGGCCAAGCAGUGGAAACCUUAUCGCGCCUCAGGCAGGGUCUCUCCAUGUGGACCAACAGUCGUUUUGCCAUGGUGGACGGAACUGAUGCAGCGGAUUUAGGCCAGCAGCUUGGAGAAGGCGCUGGUACUUCCUGUAGCCUUCCCACGCGCCACGCCAGUCGCUUCAUCCCACUGAAGUCCGAGUGCGCGGAGUUCAGGACGGAACGAGUCCCGGAACGAGGAGCUCGGCACACAGACGUCACAGGUUCUGAAGCCAAGACGGAGUCUCUGGAAGAUCUGGAGGCCUCGUCCAUGGUGGAGGACGACACGCGGGAUCCGAGUGCGGACCAGUGGCACCAAAGCUAUCUCCAGCGGAUCAGGGAGCGGACCAAAGAAGUCCUGCAUGCAGCGGCGCAACUGAAAGCUUCCGAGGCGGCGCCUCGUGACGAGGUUCGGCAGGCUCCUCCGCGGAGCUCAAGGCCGGCGCCGACGCCCAUGCAUGAGGAAGAUCUGAAUACCCCGGAGGAGACCUGGGACCGGCAGAAGUCCGACGAGCGCGAGGCAAGACAUGCGAACCUGGCCAGCGCCGACCAGUCAGAGUUCAACCGCCAGCUGUCGCCCUCGCAAUCCUUGCCGCAUGUGCCUCAUAUCCCGCGGGAAGAGAAGCGGCAGGACACCGAGGUCGUCUCACUGCAGCACUUGAAGUCUGCCAAGACUCGUGCACAGGAGCUGCUGCAGAUCUUGUCACAAGCCUCCAGAGCACUGAGGUCCACCGAGCUGCGCGCGGAAGGUCUCACGCCAACACCGCCGCCGAGGCCACCAGUGAAACCUGCCCCCCGGCGGCCGGCGUCCCAUGCCCCAGAGCGUGUGGUGGCUGCCAUUGCCUCUGCUGUGGACACAGGUAGUGGCAGCGCGGAGGGAUCUCCCCUAAGUUGGUUGGCGUGCCAGAAGCAUCGCAUGGAUCGGCUUUUGCUGGGCCUCCAAAGCGCCUCGGAAGACAUCACCGUGGCCUCGGGCUCCUGACGUGCCCGGUAGUCAGUGAGUGGCCGAGAGGUUCCGCGCACCAACGGACAGCGGAAUUCGGGGACGGCGGGCAUUUUCCCAACGCCCCUCGCGGCUUCCAGUCGUGGGCUUGUGGCUUCCAGUCGGGGCC
This is a messenger RNA of Durusdinium trenchii, 4348 nucleotides long. Lineage: Eukaryota; Dinophyceae; Suessiales; Symbiodiniaceae. The record is from the annotation of a GenBank genome assembly.